Molecule: messenger RNA, 1177 nt
Organism: Lepidothrix coronata (blue-crowned manakin)
Lineage: Eukaryota; Metazoa; Chordata; Aves; Passeriformes; Pipridae
Gene: PRR7
Product: proline rich 7 (synaptic)
Exons: 2
Coding region: 218-934 (238 amino acids)
Source: RefSeq, a predicted model, not a curated record
CCCGCUCCAGCCCCCCCCAGCUCUAUGGCAAGGAUGGACCCCUGACGGCAGGCACCCGCGGGCCAGAGGAGACGGCGCCGGGCACAGCCCGGGGAGAUGCCCUCGGCGGCCCUGACAGCAUCGGGUCCUCCCUGACCCUGCCGCCGCCCUGAGCAUCCCGUCCCCCACCCCGAGGGCAGGGAAAGGCGGGGGCCUCCCCCCGGGUCCGGCAGUCAAGAUGGUGAUGUCCCAGGGCACCUACACCUUCCUCACCUGCUUUGCGGGCUUCUGGCUCAUCUGGGGCCUCAUCGUGCUGCUGUGCUGCUUCUGCAGCUACCUGCGGCGGCGGGUGAAGCGGCAGCAGGAGGAGCGGCUGCGGGAGCAGAGCCUGCGCGCGCUGGAGAUGGAGCCACUGCACUAUGAGGGUUACAGGGGCAGCCCCCCCGGCAUCGCCAUUCCCCACCGCCUCCGCCUCGACCCCCACCAUCAUCAUCACCCCCACCACAUCCCACCCCCCCGACCCUGGAGCUGCCGGCACGGGGUCCGGGGGGGGCUUUGCCUUGCAGAGUCGGACCUGUCAAAGCCGCCGUGCUAUGAGGAAGCUCUGUUGAUGGCAGAGCCCCCCCCACCAUACAGCGAGGUGCUGAUGGACACACGGGGGCUCUACCGCAAAAUCAACGCCCCUUUCCUGAGCCACGAGCGGCUGGAGAAGCAGGAGCAGCCCCCCAGCUACAAACCACUUUUCCUCGAUGCCAGCUAUGGUUCGGCACUGCACCUGCCCCGCUCUGCCAGCCCUGGCCCUGCCUGCCCGGACCUCUACCUGCAGCAGGAGUGCUCCCCACGCAUGUUUCCCAGCUGGACGGACUCGGAGCUCAGCAGCAGGGACACCUACGAGCCAGGACCCUGGCACCUCCCGGUCUCCAUGCCCCUCUUCGGCAGGACUACCGCUGUGUAACGGCAGCUGCGGGGGACCCCCGGACCUUGCCAUGCACCUGGGGGGUGGGUGGUUUUGAUUGCCCAUGUCACCUCGGGGACACCCGCCCCGGCGCGGGCCAUCGCCGCCGGCGCGGAAGGGGCUGGUUCCCCGUCUGGCCCCUGCCAGCCCCCCCAUGGCCGGGGUCGCUGGGGACCCGGACUCUGCUCUGUUUCUUAAAUUUUUUGUUUGUUACAGUUUGAGAAUAAAAGUUUGUGGCUCGGG